AUGUCAGUGCCAAAAGCGGUAACCCCGAGCUACACUCGGGCUUACCAUGCGGCGCUGCAUAGGGAGUCCCUGCAGAGCUUACCUUGGCUCUCGUGAUGUGUCCCCUGCAGCGUCCCCGGCCAUCUCCUCCGGCCGAUGCCGGCAUCCGGCUUCUGUGUACCGGUCCCUGUGACGCCAGGACGUACGGGUGGCGGCAGCGGGAAAUUUGAACAUUUUUAAAAAUUUCAUUUUUUUACAAAACAAAUUUUUCAUAUGCUUUGUCCUGUGCCCUGCCUGCAUUUUGUCUGUUCUUUCUG
Staurois parvus is the source of this 296-nucleotide messenger RNA. NCBI's taxonomy places the organism in Eukaryota, Metazoa, Chordata, Amphibia, Anura, Ranidae. The record is from the annotation of a GenBank genome assembly.